Molecule: messenger RNA, 964 nt
Organism: Colossoma macropomum (tambaqui)
Lineage: Eukaryota; Metazoa; Chordata; Actinopteri; Characiformes; Serrasalmidae
Gene: pi15a
Product: peptidase inhibitor 15a
Exons: 6
Coding region: 185-964 (259 amino acids)
Cellular component (GO): extracellular region
Source: RefSeq, a predicted model, not a curated record
UAUAUAAAGCCUUCAGUCCCUCUCUGAAGGGGGAGUCAUCCAGAGCUGUAGGACAGGAGGAGCUUUGCACAAGCCUUGCACAUACACAGAGAAAGAGGAGAAAGAGAUUGUAUUCCUGCAAAACCAACAGACCUAUCAGCAUUUUAGUGAAGAAAAGUAAAGAAUCCCUCUGGAGUCAAAUCCAAUGAAGCUGAUGAUGAAUGAGACGUGUCUGGCUGUGGACGUGCUGCUCUUGUGCCUGUGGUGUGGAGUAUGUGGAGCGUACGCCCUGAACUCCACCGCGGCUCCCUCGCUGACUCCGGCCGGCCUCGGCGCACCCUUGGCCGCCUCGGACACGGCGCUUUUCCCGCGCGGCAGAAAGAGGCGCGCCAUCUCCCAGGAGGACAUGCUAGCCAUCCUGCACUACCACAACAAAGUCCGCGGAAAGGUUUUCCCUCCUGCUUCUAACAUGGAGUACAUGGUUUGGGAUGAAACCCUGGCCAAGAGAGCAGAGCAGUGGGCCGCGACGUGUCUUUGGGAGCACGGACCUCAGAACCUUCUCAGGUUUUUGGGGCAGAACCUUUCUGUUCGAACCGGAAGGUACAGAUCCAUUCUGCAGCUGGUGAAGCCUUGGUAUGAUGAAGUGAAAGACUACUCCUUCCCCUACCCUCGUGACUGCAACCCCAGAUGUCCUCUGAAAUGCUACGGGCCCAUGUGCACGCAUUACACUCAAAUGGUGUGGGCAACAUCAAAUAAAAUUGGAUGCGCCAUCCAUACAUGUCAUAAUAUGAACGUGUGGGGUGCGGUAUGGAAAAGAGCGACAUAUUUGGUGUGCAACUAUUCACCAAAGGGUAACUGGAUUGGUGAAGCUCCAUAUAAAGUUGGCGUGCCAUGCUCCAUGUGCCCCCCCAGCUAUGGAGGGUCGUGCAGCAAUAACAUGUGUGUCCCUGCUGUGAACUCAAACUACCUGCACUGGUUCAAAUAA